AUGAGAGGUGAGUUUAAUGGCCUUAAAACAAAGAUUUUGAGAGAACAACCUUGUGUAUUUUAUGUUUAUUACUUUGCUCAUAAACUUCAACUAGCUCUUGUUGCUGUAGUAAAGAAAAACAUUGAUGUCAACUCUUUUUUCACAACGGCUAAUAGUUUGGUUAAUGUUGUUGGAGCAUCUUGUAAGCGUCGGGAUGCACUUAGAGCACAAUACCAAGAAGAGCUUGUGAAGGCUUUUGAGAAUGAUUGUGUUAUAACAGGGAGAGGUUUAAAUCAAGAAACUAGUCUCAAACGUGCCAGCGAUACACGAUGGAACUCACAUUAUGGUACGUUGAUUAGUAUCAUUUCUAUGUUCUCAUCUGUGGUGAAUGUGCUUCAAAUGAUUGUUGAUGAUAAUCCUAAUGAUAGUUCAGGUGAAGCCUAUAAGUUAUGGAGAGAAAUACAAUCUUUUGAGUUUGUGUUUCACUUAUUUUUAAUAAAAGCUAUAUUGGGAAUAACAAGUACUUUGUCUCUGGCAUUGCAAAAGAAAGAUCAAGACAUUGUGAGUGCAAUGAUUUUAGUGAAAAACAUGCAAGGAAAACAUACAGUUGAUGAGGGAUAA
Molecule: messenger RNA, 600 nt
Organism: Prunus mume (Japanese apricot)
Lineage: Eukaryota; Viridiplantae; Streptophyta; Magnoliopsida; Rosales; Rosaceae
Source: RefSeq, a predicted model, not a curated record